Gavia stellata (red-throated loon) is the source of this 2639-nucleotide messenger RNA. RefSeq names its product proline and serine rich 2 (gene PROSER2). Bases 1 to 1422 code for a protein of 473 amino acids. The record is from RefSeq and is a predicted model, not a curated record. The transcript is spliced from 3 exons. Lineage: Eukaryota; Metazoa; Chordata; Aves; Gaviiformes; Gaviidae.
AUGGCAUUCUACGCUGCAUCGGGAUCGAUAAGUCAGGAGGGUGUGAUGCCUAGAAACCUCCUCUCAGGUUCUCCUGAAAUGGCAUCUGAAAUCUCUCCAAAGCACGCACUUGGGAGCAUGGAAAGGGGUGGCAGUGUGGAAAAUCGUGGCAGCCAAGCUAGGUGCAGGAAUCUUGCCUUGGAUGAUGAGAGUCUGAAAUACUUAACUCACGAAGAGCAGGAUGUUCUUAUGUUCUUCGAGGAAACCAUAGAUGCCUUAGAAGAUGACUUGGAGGAGCCAGUCCUACGUGACAGUGGCAUCCACUGUCAGUCUCCAAGGUCAACGGAAGAAAACGCGUCCAGUCAUUCAGAAACUGAAGAUAUCAUCGACUUAGUACAGUCAACACCUGAGAGCAGUGAUCAUGAAGGCCCUCCUAGCAGAGAUGCAGAACCAGUGAUGGAUGCUACCUGGAGAACUGAGAGCCCUAAGCCAGCUGUACCUGCUGACCUUCCCCCACAUCCCCCUGUACCAUCACCAUCGAUGUCUGAGAUGCUUCCUCUUCCUCCACCCCCUCCUCCAGUGCAGCAUCCAAAAUUGCUUCGUUCUAUCCCUACUCCGCUCAUCAUGGCCCAGAAGAUGUCUGAGCAGCAGAUGGAAAGCAGGGUGCGCUUCCCCAGUGCCCUCAAGGAAGGGAAUUCGGAGAGGAAGGCAACCCCAGUAGCCAACGGUGACUAUUUAGUGGCUCCAAAGCACCCUCCUGCACCUGCACCCAAACUGCACCGGUUCCCAAGCAACAUCAACAUAACAAAUGUCAGUGGCAAAGAAUUCAGUGAGACUAUUUCAAAAGCAGCAGUUAACGUCCAGGAGCGGAGAGCUCAGGUGCUGGCCAACAUCAACGGAGGAGCUUUUCUGGCAGCUGAACUGGAGGAGAAGCUGCAGAAAAACGAUUUCUUGUCACGUAACAGAAGUUCUUCCUUAAGGGAUCUCUCCUCUGAGCAAACACGGUAUGAGGCCCUGACAAAGCUUGGCCUAGUUAAGGGAAAGCCAGCUCAGGACCAAGUGGACCAUGCCCCAAGUACUCAGCAGCUUGACGUGCAGCCCAAACAGGCAGAUGCUGUCCCCAAUGGAUAUCAAAACAUCCAUGAGAUUUUAAAAAGCGAGCCCAGCCCUUUCCUUCCUAUGGGCAAAACUGUAACAAUCAAACCAGAGGUAGCUCUUGCUGCUAACAAGGUCAGCAGCGCACAGCAGAGCACAGCAAAAAGUUUUAAUGAUUAUAAACAACCUAGUCUAAACCCGGAUAUGAGGAGGAGAUCAGGUUCGCUGCCUAGACCUUCAGGAUUUCGAUCCCAAGGGAUAACAGUAAAGUUUUCUGGCCGUGGCUCAACAGAAGAAGCUAGGAGAGAGGCACUUCGGAAACUGGGACUACUGAAAGAGACUGCGUAAUUCGGACGGGAAUGUUGUGGCAACAGGGGGAAGUUAUAGCAUGGCUUUGUGCUAGAGUAGUCCCAACAGGAUUGGGAUCAAACAGACUGGAAGAAGAAAGGGGAAGUUAUCUGUUUCAGGCAAGCUAAAGGAGGUACUAGAUACUGUGGAAUAACCGCUCGUGUUUAUCCCAGAAGGACUGGCACCACGUAUGGUCAUGUACAGCAGUGGGUUUCAGCUCUCCUUCCUACAGAUAUGUUCAUCUGUUGCUCUUUGUGACUAAGAGGAAUUUUAUUUAAGUAAUGCUGGACUGUAGCAGACAGCAUCUUGUUAAUGAAGUGUACAGUGCAGUAUUGUUGUACAUAGCGAACUGAAUGGUGAAUCUUCCUUUUGCUCUUUCUGACGCCAAAAAAGACAGUUCCAUUUGUCUUGCCCACAUGUGUAUGUCUGUUCGUGGGAGCUCAAGAUAAUGUCAAAACUAAAACUUCUGACCAGCGUGACAUACUUCCAUGACUUUGUUGUCUAUAUUAUCUGGCUUGGCUUCGUUCCCUACCAGUGGUGGAGUCUUCUGCUUCCUUGCUCUGCGCCCACUUGACUCAAGACUGUACAGAGGGUGGUUUCUGUUUUGACCUUCUCAACAGAGCGGCCCAAGCUUUGCGUGGGUGACUGCAUCACUCUGCUGCUUCACUCGGAAGCCUUGCCUUUCUUCCCAGCCAUCUGCUUCUUGGUCACGCUCUAGCAACCUAUGUGUCCAGUGAAAGGCACCAGAUAAGCCUCAAGGAUAUGCACCAUGCACCGGUUUUCGCACUGACAGCCAAAGAGUCUCCUGACAAUCUGUGACCCCAACUGUUCUGUACCAGUGACGAUCUUGUAGCAGAAAAGCCAUAGGAUCAAGUUAACUUUGUACCAAAUACGAGAACCUUAUGUCAAAAGUCUUAUCUUUAUGUUAGGGUUCCCGUGAAGAAGCUGUUACUUCUUGAACAAUAGCUGUACUACACUGAAUAGCUGUAAGUUCUGUUACUUCUAAAAACUGUCAUUUGAUCUUCCUGUAGUUUGACAGCCCUAAUAAUCCUCUGUUCACAGCUGUAUUUGAUCCUGCCCUGCCAAUGCAUAACAAGUUACAGCCAAAAUUUUUGCAGACUAAGUGGAGUUACAGGAGAGCGCUGUAUGUAAGAGCAUGUCACUCCUGAAUGGUCCAAGUUGGCGUAUUUUGCACGCCAUGCAAUAGACAUGCUUUU